CAAGCAAUGUAGAGUUGCGUUGAUAGAGGAUUACUGAUUACAUAUGCUUUGGUGAAUUAUCUGUCAAAUAAUCAGCCUCCCUUCUAAUGAUAAUUUGGAAAAAAAUAAGAGAUAUUCUGCUGUUUAUUAUACAGGAUGAUUAAUUUUAUGGAUUAAUCUGAUUGAAGAUGUAUUAUCAAGCGUAUAUUUUGUUUCAGUAUAAUAAUAAUAAAACCGAGUUCGAAUUGAAUGCACCCUAAGGAGCAGUAAGUGGGGGAUGCAAAUUGCGAAUAUUCAUUAUUGGAUAACUAUAUGCUUUGGUGAAUUAUCUGUCAAAUAAUCAGCCUCCCUUCUAAAGAUAAUUUUUUUAUUAUGCAGGAUGGUUAAUUUUAUGGAUUAAUCUGAUUGAAGAUGUAUUAUCAAGCGUAUAUUUUGUUUCAGUAUAAUAAUAAUAAAACCGAGUUCGAAUUGAAUGCACCCUAAGGAGCAGUAAGUGGAGGAUGCAAAUUGCGAAUAUUCAUUAUUGGAUAACUAUAUGCUUUGGUGAAUUAUCUGUCAAAUAAUCAGCCUCCCUUCUAAAGAUAAUUUUUUUAUUAUGCAGGAUGGUUAAUUUUAUGUAUUAAUCUGAUUGAAGAUGUAUUAUCAAGCGUAUAUUUUGUUUCAGUAUAAUAAUAAUAAAACCGAGUUCGAAUUGAAUGCACCCUAAGGAGCAGUAAGUGGGGGAUGCAAAUUGCGAAUAUUCAUUAUUGGGUAGCUAUUGUUUAAAUUUGAUCUAUCAUGAACUUAAAUAAAAUAUAUGAUUUUUGUGUCAUUUUUUUCUUCCCAACAGGGCAACGGAUCUAAUUUAUGAGCCUUCUUCUCUGCCGCUACAUAUUCUGUGCUGUAGCCACAAUCUAUCCUUGGCCUAUAAAAUAAGAAAUGGAGUGCGUAUCAGUCAUGCAAAUUAUCUUGCAGAUGGGACAAAGGGAACGUUGAAUUGCAAGUUCCCUUUCAAUUUGGUCCUAUAUAUAUGCCUUUACAUUGUCUGAAAGCAAACGUAAGAGUGUUGAUUCUAAGAUUCACGUAAAAGUUUUCAGAACGUUCCUCUUCUUAAUAUAUUCACAUCUCGUAACUCUUCCUUCUCAACCUUCCUGACCAACUUUCCAAAGCAAAGCUUAUCAAAUUAAAAAAUAAAAAAAAAGACAACUUUCCAAAGCACAGGCGAUGGAUUUUCUUGAAGACCGGCCAAUUGUUUGCGACGGUGGAUCCGGCUCUGUAAAGGCUGGUUUUGCUGGUGAUGAUGCUCCUUGUGUGGUAUUUCCCAACGUAAUAGGCCGGCCUCGAAACAAGCAUGCCAUGAUCGGUAUUGGACAGAAGGAUAUGUACUUCGGAGAUGAAGCAGACGCAAGGCGGGGAGUUCUUGAAUUAAGCCAUCCUAUCCAUCAUGGAAUUGUCCGAGACUGGGAAGAAAUAGAGAGAAUCUGGAAGCAUACCUUUGACAGGGAGCUCAGGGUAACCAUAGAAGAACAUCCUGUUCUUUUAACUGAAGCUCCACUCAAUCCCAAAAUUAACAGAGAAAAGAUGGUCGAGAUCAUGUUUGAAGCCUUUGAAAUCCCAGCCACGUAUAUAGCUAUGCAGGCUGUGUUAUCUCUAUAUGCCAGCGGCCGGUCUACAGGUAUUGUUAUGGACUCUGGAGAAGGAGUUACACAUGUAGUUCCUAUUUAUGAAGGGUAUGCGCUUCCACAUGCCAUCCAUAGGCUUGAUUUGGCAGGAAAGGACCUCACGGAGUAUCUCACCAGGAUCCUAGCAGAAGAGGGCCAUAAUUUUACCACGUCUGCACAGAAAGAAAUCGUCAGGGACAUAAAAGAACGAAUUUCAUAUGUGGCAAUGGAUUUUGAUAAAGAGCUCGCUACAUCGAUAAAGUGUUCAGAGCUAGACAAGCAAUAUGAAUUGCCGGAUGGGCAAGUCAUAACUGUAGGAGCUGCACGGUUCAGGUGCCCAGAAGUUCUCUUUAAUCCAAGCAGGUUGGGAAUGGAGUCAGGGGGUGUGCAUGAGAUUGUGGUGAGGUCAAUCAGAAGGUGUGAUAUGGACAUCAGGAGAGAGAUGUUUAGCAAUGUGGUGCUUAGUGGGGGAACUACAGUAAUACCUGGCCUGGCUGAUCGACUGGCUAAGGAGGUUAGCUCAUUGGCAUCUCCUGGAGUGAGGGUAAGAGUGGUUGCUCCACCAGAGAGGAAGUAUAGUGUGUGGAUUGGUGGCUCUAUUUUGGCUUCUUUAAGCACAUUUCAGCAGAUGUGGGUAACAAAGGCAGAAUACAUGGAGUCCGGAUCUUCCAUUGUGCACAUGAAGUGCUUCUAAAACAUCGUCUUCUACUUUUCUUUUCAGAAAAAACAUAAUAAUCUAUCUUUAUCUCUGUUUUUCAUUUUUUCAA
Messenger RNA from Hevea brasiliensis (rubber tree), 2386 nucleotides. Its product is annotated as actin-100. The record is from RefSeq and is a predicted model, not a curated record. The coding region runs from base 1183 to 2313 and encodes 376 amino acids. The transcript is spliced from 4 exons. NCBI's taxonomy places the organism in Eukaryota, Viridiplantae, Streptophyta, Magnoliopsida, Malpighiales, Euphorbiaceae.